Molecule: messenger RNA, 2652 nt
Organism: Orbilia oligospora ATCC 24927
Lineage: Eukaryota; Fungi; Ascomycota; Orbiliomycetes; Orbiliales; Orbiliaceae
Exons: 2
Coding region: 1-2652 (883 amino acids)
Molecular function (GO): protein binding
Source: RefSeq, a predicted model, not a curated record
AUGGCGCAAUCAAUGGCGCCGGCCUACACGGACCCUGCUCGAACGCAGAUUCUUACUGAUCUUGCCACCACCUUCGAAAAACUCUAUGAAUCAUCAGCACCCAAUCAAGGAAAAAAGAAUACCCUCACUACAAAAGAAGCCGUCAUGGAGAAAUACAAACACGUACACGAACAAGAGACCAAAUACUAUUCAUCAGAAGGAGCCCUUCGCUUCGUUCUGACUGACCCUUAUGAGCCAGCAAAUCCGUGUUUUCCAAUCGAGAAACUGAGGAAAAUCCAAGUCAGGGAUCUUAUUGUAGGCAAGCACCACAAGAGUGCCUACAUCAAGAUCAAGCUGGUCUCAAUUGCUCAACGUCACGAGUGUGCUGUCGACGUGAUGUUUGAAGAUGAGGGUGGGACUUACGGAGCUCUGAGAGUCUAUUUCCUCGAGGAAGAGACCGAUCCUUGGGAUCAUUUACCCAAGGGCAACUUGCUUAUCAUCCGAGAUCCAUAUUUCUGGGAUAGUGGCGAUGGAGCUAUGUUCGUGAGAGUUGACCAUCAUUCGGACAUGCAAUUCAUUCACUCUUGGGACACAGCAACGGAAAAACAUGUUCCGGCAAUUUGGAAGCAUAGUGUUCCUCUCGAGGAGAUGACGGCAAGCCAGUUGGUCGGACUGGCAGAGCUGUUUCAUGAAGACGGAGAAUUCCAGGCGGCUUUGGAGAAAUACAAUUGGGCGGAGCAACGAAUCAUCAAGAAGAUAGGGCCUGGGGCUUGUCAGGAUGUCUUACGACGGCUCUACAUCGGCCGCGCAGACACUAAUGUUAAGCUUCGACGUCAUUACGCGACCGUGAAGGAUAUCGAAGCUUAUCUAAAGCUCUCUCCAGACGACCCAGAGGCGCUACACCUCCGGGCUUUACGGUACUACUACACCGGGAAGUACGAACUUUGCCAAGAAGAGGUCGGCAAACUUCUAGAGAAGCACCCGAAGCAAAUAACCUAUCUUCAUUUAGGACGGCGAGCUAAAGAGCGCUACGAGGAAGUGAAAUUCGGAAAAUACAACUGGAAGGCGAUGCGGCAGAAGGCAGCCAAGCUCGAGUAUAACCUUGAUCACGCGGAAUUUAGCCAUCCAGUCAAGCUCAAGAAGACCCCUAACGGCCGAAGAAUCUUCACUACAAGAGAUAUAAAGCGUGGAGAUAUUUUAAUGGUGUCCAAGGCUAUUGCCAUUACAGGGUUUGAAGAUGCCAACGCGUGUAUUCAAAUAGCUCCUCGCAACGGAAAAUUCGAGUGCGAGUAUGGAUGCUCUGCAGCCUUCGACAUAGAGAUACUAGAGCGCAUCAAAAGAGAGGGCUCAGAAUGGUAUGAGAAAACAUUAUGUCUUAUGGAUGAAGGUGGCUACUUCCCUGCUCCACACAGAUAUCCGGACGGUACAAAGGCCGUCGAUACCUUUCAUAUCGAAGCCAUCCGACGCAAAAAUUCUAUGAUUAUCAGUAACCUUCCACUGCUUCAACAUAGGUCGACAGGGUACAUGGUUCACACUCCUUCCCAUAUACCACGAAAUAUUCAUUAUAAUUGUGGAAUGUGGUUUCUCCCAUCGUUUCUCCGCCACAGUUGUAUACCGAAUGCCCAUCGUUCUGCCAUCGGAGAAAUGCUCAUUGUCCGUGCGGGUAAGGAUAUACCGAAGGAUACCAAGGUCACCAUCAAUUGCUCUACUCCUUCGAAUUGGGAGUUCCCUAUGACUGAAUUCGUCUGUACUUGCCCGGUUCAUACCCAUGACUUCAUUCUAUCUGGAGACCCAAAUGAUCCGGAAAACGUUACGAAAUUGAAAGCGUCAAUUUGGCGCGAGUUCAACAAUAAGUGCCAAUACAUCGAAAAGGCGAAAACGAAUCCUGAAAAAUGGAUGAAAAUCAACCUCCUGGAAUUGCUUUCAUCUAUGUCCGAUUGUUUGGACAAGGCCCGGCCUUCGAUCCCAUCGCCAAAUGAGAUUCCACAAGUCCAGCUUGCUCAUAGACACCGAUACAUUGCGGCCGCUUACUACGGCGCUGGGCAACGACGCCACGCUCGUUGUGCGUGCUACAAAGUUCUGGACUCUCUUGGAGUUGGUUACAUAGUCCUUGAACAGUUUGAUCGAGUCGUCUGGAAAAAUCAUGGACAGUGCACCGAUGAUCUCCUACAUACAUACAACGACUUGUCAGCAAUGGCCAAGACUCCGGGGAUGAAAAAGUGCUGGCGUGAUGCUGCUAUCGACACAUACGAAAUUUUAUGUGGCGAACGAUAUUCAUUUGACGCGGUCAUGCCUAAGGUUCCGUUUGUUGAAUUACAGGAUAAAUGUCAAUGUGUUGGAAUCGAUAAUUUGAUGGAUGCGACUGAAGCGCAAAUGAGAAAGAGGAUGGGAGUUGAUCCUAAGAAAGAGGAGGAGGUCCGAAGUACUGUUGACGGAUUGGCAAUUAUGCAGAUAAUGAACGAUGGGGCGGCAAGGGCCUGGAAAAAUAUGCAGGAAAGAAAGAAAAAGGAGCAGGUUAUUGGAGCAGAGGCUAUGGCGGAAAUAAUCAUGAAACGCGAGAAAGAUAGGGAAGUGAUUAAGAAAAGAGAGGAAGCGGAAGCGGAAGCAGAGGAAAAGAGGUUGAAAAGGGAGAAGGAGAAUGAAAAGAGUGCCGGGCCAAUGAGGAAGAAAUAA